CUAAUCGACCUAAGAUGAGUUAAUAAAACAAAUUAUUCAUAUGUGUUUGGGUUAAACCAAAUGUAUAUUUUGUAACGUACAUGAAUACACCGAGGUCGAUGUGCUAAUGUAGCGCUAGCAAUGUUAGACAAAGAGAAAAGGCAAGACUCCAUAGCGUUAUGUACACAAAAUAAGUAACGUUACUGCAAUAUUAAUAACGUUAGUCAUUUAAAACGCGCUGUUUAAAGGAACACGUAGUUUCGUUUGGGAGAAACAUCACAAAAGCUUCCGUGAGCCACAAAAACGCGACGCUUCCAACUGUAGCACAGAAAUCCAAACGCAGUGUUUUUCUUGUACUUUUAAUAAUGGAGAAACAUUUUGCCUAUCGUUUCUUAUAUUUUAUUUACAUCACUGUAGAAUCAAAAAUUGCAACAGCAAAUACGCAUGUGAUUCUACGCCAUCUCUUUCAAAAAAAGAAAAGAAAAAAAACUACAAAUAUGGUCUUACACCUGGAAGUUGGAUAAUAGCAUACAAAAAUAAUCCAGGACAAAAAGCAGACAGAGUUAUACUGAGAGCCUCACACUUUGAUAAUCACACAACAAAAAGACUUCAGUUCCGUGCUGAUCUCAUUACUCACAACCCACAGCAGUCAGACGGCCAACAUGGAGCAGUACACCACCACGACAGCUAGUGGAGAGCAGAUAGUGGUGCAGACCAGCAGCGGACAGAUCCAACAACAGGGCACAGUGACUGCAGUGCAGUUGCAGACUGAGCCUCAGGUAGGCCAGACUGCAGCCCAGCAGGUCCUUCAGGUUCAAGGACAGCCUCUUAUGGUACAAGUCAGUGGAGGUCAGCUCAUCACUUCUUCUGGGCAGCCCAUAAUGGUACAGGCAAUGACAGGAGGACAAGGUCAAACCAUCAUGCAAGUACCAGUAUCUGGUACACAGGGAUUUCAGCAGAUUCAGCUGGUACAACCCAGUCAAAUCCAGCUUCCUGGUGGACAGACUUUACAGCUACAGGGUCAGCAGGGACAGACCCAACAAUUCAUCAUUCAACAGCCACAGACUGCAGUCACUGCAGGACAGAACCAGGGUCAGCAGCAGAUCACUUUGCAAGGUCAGCAGGUGGCACAAACUGCUGAAGGACAGACCAUCGUUUACCAGCCUGUUAAUGCAGACGGGACCAUCCUACAGCAGGGAAUGAUCACUAUUCCAGCUGCAUCUUUAGCAGGAGCUCAGUUACUCUCAGCUGGAUCCAACAACAACACUACCAACACCGGUCAGGGCACAGUGACGGUCACUCUUCCCAUGGCAGGAAACAUGGUCAAUGCUGGAGGAAUGGUCAUGAUGGUCCCAGGGGCUGGCGGCUCGGUUCCCGCCAUGCAGCGCAUUCCUCUUCCUGGAGCAGAGAUGCUGGAGGAGGAACCUCUGUACGUCAACGCUAAACAGUAUCACAGGAUCCUCAAGAGAAGACAAGCCCGUGCCAAACUAGAAGCUGAGGGCAAAAUACCCAAAGAGAGAAGAAAAUACCUGCAUGAGUCCCGUCAUCGUCACGCCAUGGCCAGGAAGCGCGGCGACGGUGGACGCUUCUUCUCUCCGAAGGAAAAGGAAGAAAUGGCCAUGCAGGCCCUUAAGGUGAGCGAGGGGCUUGAGCUCAGCUCUCAUUGGCCAGCCACCUCUGCCCCGCCUCUGGGGUAAACUGUCCAAUCCCAGCUUGUGUCCUACCCAAGAGACUCUAUACACCUAAUUUAAUUUAGACCAUCCAUACGCUGCAGCUCUGUGCCUGAGCUACUUCGUGCGUCUGUGACACAUUCAUGUCCAAACUGUCUCUGUCUGUGACUUAACUGACACUUCCAACCAACUAAACUGAACAUGCAUACUAAGAUAUUAGUAUAUGUUCUAGUAUGUAUUAUGAGCAAAUAAAAUUUACUGAUUGGUUCCCA
Carassius gibelio (silver crucian carp) is the source of this 1921-nucleotide messenger RNA. Its product is annotated as nuclear transcription factor Y subunit alpha. Lineage: Eukaryota; Metazoa; Chordata; Actinopteri; Cypriniformes; Cyprinidae. Bases 642 to 1676 code for a protein of 344 amino acids. Gene Ontology annotation, biological process: regulation of transcription by RNA polymerase II. The transcript has 10 exons. The record is from RefSeq and is a predicted model, not a curated record. Gene Ontology annotation, cellular component: CCAAT-binding factor complex. Gene Ontology annotation, molecular function: DNA-binding transcription factor activity, RNA polymerase II-specific; RNA polymerase II cis-regulatory region sequence-specific DNA binding.